CGGGCGCACGCUCACUCGACAAACAGCGCGCGCGCCGCGGUCUCGCGUCGCAUCUACCAUACGUUACUAGGAGCGCGGAAUUCAAUAUUUAACACGCGAUUUUUAUUGUUCUCGCUGUGCGUACCGUUCAGUGCACAAAAUGCCGAAAAAUAUUUUAGCAGAAUUGGGCUCGCAAGUGGGUCUUACACCUGCUCGGCAGAAUAAAAAGGAAGCAGAAGAAUGGUCUCGACGGCAAAGUGGCCCAAAGAUCAACCCAUCGUUCGAGCCAGACGACUUUGUACCACACAGCUUGUCACCGGUCAAGGAUGAGAAGAAGAGGCCGGGAGAUGCGGGCAUCUUCAUGGUGAAUAUGAAGGAAAAGAACCUCCAGGAAGUGGAAGAAUACGAGCCCUAUGACAACAGAGUUGUAGCGCAUCCUACCACAAACACGGAGACUCUUCUCCACCUGCUGAAAGGCAGCUUGGGUACAGGCAUCUUGGCAAUGCCGCACGCGUUUUCAAACGCCGGGUACAUGGUUGGGUCCAUUGGCACAGUUGUGAUCGGCGUGCUGUGCACUUAUUGUAUCCAUGUGUUGCUGGACUCGACCUACGCCCUGUGCAAGCGGCGGAAAGUGCCUUCCCUCACGUACACCGCGGCAGCUGAGGCUGCGUUGUCAGAAGGUCCUGCGUGGUGCAAAGCAUGCGCUCCUUAUGCAGCACACAUUGUGAACGUGUUCUUACUGAUAUACCAAAUUGGGACAUGCUGCGUUUACGUGUUGUUCGUAUCUGAGAAUAUAAAAUACGUGUUAACGAAGAAAUUUGGCAUAGAUAUUAGCUUAGAACAUGUGAUGCUGUGCGUUCUGCUGCCAUUGAUUCUAAUAAAUUGGGUCCGAGAUCUAAAGUACCUGGCGCCGUUUUCAGCUGUUGCCAACGCUGUUACCAUCGUCAGUUUUGGUAUCAUUCUUUACUACAUCUUCAGGGAUACACCUUCCUUGGAGGGAAAGUCUGCAGCCGGAGCUAUAUCUAAGUUCCCACUUUUCUUCGGAACUGUAUUGUUUGCAUUGGAAGCUAUUGGAAUGAUUCUGCCUCUCGAAAACGAGAUGAAGACACCCAAAGACUUCGUGGGUAAAUUCGGCGUGUUGAACCGGGCCAUGGUCACAAUCAUCAUCCUUUAUGUAGGCAUGGGUCUCUUCGGUUACUUACAAUAUGGCAACGAAGCCGAAGGCACCAUCACUCUCAACUUGCCCACCGAAACUGAAAUUCUCGCCAGCGUGGUCCAAGGCCUAUUGGCGUUUGCGAUAUUCAUCACCCAUGGCCUGGCUUGUUAUGUAGCGAUCGAUAUUGUCUGGAACGACUACGUCGGCAAUCGCCUUUUAAACAGCAAACAUAGGAUCAUUUGGGAGUACAUCGUUCGGACUCUCAUUGUUCUUAUCACAUUCGGUCUUGCUGCUGCGGUUCCCGCGUUGGAUCUCUUCAUAUCACUGUUUGGUGCCCUGUGUUUGUCGGCGCUUGGACUUGCCUUCCCUGCCUUUAUCCAAACCUGCACCUACUGGUACUACGUAUCUCGUUCAGAACGGAUUCGUAUGCUUAUCAAGAACAUCAUCGUAGUUUUAUUUGGAGUACUGGGUCUUAUCGUCGGCACAUGGACGUCACUCCAAGGAAUUAUUGAAAAGUUCUGCAACACUGACAGCGGCUUGGAGUCCGUUGUGAAUACUACAGAAGCCAGCGGUUUCAAUGGCACUACAGCCCAUUGAUAUGCUGCAUUAUAGCACUCAAGUACGCCAGCUCCAUGCGGCUUCAUUUACACUGUCAACCUAAUCUUACGAAGUUAAUCUUGAAUUAUCAAGGUCAAACCGCAACAAACUUGGUACUGACGUGUAAAUCAGGCUCAAAUAUACAAUGCCAUAAAUAGAAUCGCCGAGCAUACAAUGCAAAGUUUCUAUGGAGGCAGAACUAGUAAUAUUAUGUAUUUUAAUUAUUAAUAUAUAAAUGGUUUUAACACAACCAUUACAUAGUAAGUAAGUUAUUGUUGACUCAUAUUACCUAUAAAUAGAAUAAUAUGUUGUCAUAGACAACAUUGUUUGAUUUCUCCCGACAGCUGUAUGGGGACCAUACAUAAUGUAUGCGUGCCUUUUUCGUGCCAUUAUUCAAAAUAUACCUAUCUUGAAAAACAAACUCAGUAUUGCCAAUCAUCUCGGCACAAUUGUCGGGAUAGUAGACCUACCGCUGACUGCGAUUUUAAACCAACGACGAAAGUAAGGAUCUUAAUUGCUAAUAUGACUUGUCGUCUACAAGUCUAGAGAAGUCAAUCUGUAUUACGAGUGCGAUUCAUAAUAUAUCGUAAACGUCUCAACUUCAAAGAAAUCAACAGCAUUCAGUGGGUAGUUUUAGACAGUUUUGUAUAAUAUUAUAUAAUGUUAUACAUUUUAUAUGGUUGUUACAUAGAUAAGUAAGUACUUUAGUCUGGAUGAAAUUAUCCUGUGACAGUGAGAUAAUAUUAUUAUGUAUUAUGUCAAAAGCGUGGCAUUUUAUAGCAUUAGAUAAUUAUGUAUGUUGUAUAAGUACCUACAUCUAACGCAUUUGUUGUUUAUGUUGAAAAAUACUGAAUGCGGUGCACUGGUAAUAAAUACUAAAUGUGUAAAUACCUAGGCGUUAACUAUUAUCAUUAUUUACAAUUCGUGCAGUUCAUAGUACCUUCAAAACACUGUUUAAAUUUUAAUUGAAUUGACUUCAAAAUUCCUUGCCUUAUUUAAUUAAUUUCCUUUAUGACUGACUUUAACUUUCCCUAAAUCGUAUAUUUGUAUGUUAUGUUGUCUCAAUGGCUAAAAAUACACGACUUUAAUUUUAUUUUUCAUGUGUUGCAUGCAGUAAUUAGAAAACAUCUUACGCGAAGUAUCUUCUUCAGCAACAGAGUAUUCUUAGCGUACAGUAAUUUUCAACAUUUAUUGUGCAAUAUGUACUGAUUUCAUCGAUUGAUUAGGACAAACGUCGAUAAAGUACAAUAAUAAUAAUAAUUAAACUAAAUAGUAUCCUCGUUACUCAAUGCGUAUGUUGUGAUGCGAUUAAUUCAUUAAUUAGUUUUAUUUACAGUAGUCCUUAUUUUGCAUAUUAUUUUUAAAAAGUAAAUUCUUAUUUUUUGACAACUUUUUCUAGCCAUGUUUGUUUAAAUGUAUAUAAUUUUUGCGGUUCAAACAUAAUAUUUUCAAAUCAUAUAUAUUUUAUACACAACGUAUUCCAGUUUGUCUUUAUAUUUUGUACUAUGGACAUACGGUUGAGACUAUUCACUAAUCCUUUUAAUGUGACCGGAAUAAUUGACAUAGACUAAGACUUAAAUAUCUUAAAUUAAAAUUGUUAUAUCUUACAAUGGCUUCCUAGUUUAAUCGAGUACAAACAAAACAAGCAGUAUACUGUUAUAAAAUAUGGUUUAGUCAUUUCUUAUAUUUGUUUAUAGUUUUUUAAAAUGUUUCGAUCAAUUCAAGCAUGAUGUAUAUAUCUAUAUAAUAAGUUAUAAUCUGUGCAACACAGUUCUAAAAGAUUUUGUUUUCACUUCAUUUUGCAUUUAAGUUGCAUAUUUCGUAUAAAACAGUAAAAUAAAAACCUUUAUCCUAGUUAAUUAUGACACUAAAAAGAUUGAUAUUGUCGUUUAACAAGUUAUGGCUUUUAUUUUAUGAUUUAAUUCAUUGACAUUACGAGUAUUCACGAGUUAGUGCAAUAAACGGAACUAAAAAAAAUAAAAAAAAUAAUAAAACAAUCCUUUACAAUCAGUGGUCUGUUUAGUCCCGUAAAAAAAAAAAGUGUCUACUAGCAAUAAUCGCACCUCGGAACAUGUACAAAAUGUAAAACAAAAAUGUGUUAGUUAGAAUAUACAAUUAACGAAAAAAAAAUUAAAUUGAUUAUUUAUCAUACUCGUCCUGAGAGUUGCCUUACAUUUUACGAGAAUUAAAAUGAAUUUCACAAAUGAACCCUUCUUUAAAGCCGUUACUAUUUAUUUGCAUGUUUUCCGGUCAUAAUAUAUUAGAAUGUAAUCUGUGAUGUUGAAUAUUUAUAUUAGGGGCUAACAUUGUUUUCGUUAACAGUGCAUAUGUGAUGAAGACGCACACGUCAGUGAUAAUGUGCUCAGAGCGUUGUUGGGUUCAACCCCGUUAUAAUUAAAAUAUAUUAUUAUACUAA
Molecule: messenger RNA, 4148 nt
Organism: Manduca sexta (tobacco hornworm)
Lineage: Eukaryota; Metazoa; Arthropoda; Insecta; Lepidoptera; Sphingidae
Product: proton-coupled amino acid transporter-like protein CG1139
Exons: 8
Coding region: 140-1732 (530 amino acids)
Biological process (GO): amino acid transmembrane transport
Cellular component (GO): vacuolar membrane
Molecular function (GO): amino acid transmembrane transporter activity
Source: RefSeq, a predicted model, not a curated record